This is a messenger RNA of Dissoconium aciculare CBS 342.82, 1350 nucleotides long. RefSeq lists its product as uncharacterized. The coding region runs from base 1 to 1350 and encodes 449 amino acids. The transcript has 2 exons. The record is from RefSeq and is a predicted model, not a curated record. NCBI's taxonomy places the organism in Eukaryota, Fungi, Ascomycota, Dothideomycetes, Mycosphaerellales, Dissoconiaceae. Gene Ontology annotation, cellular component: membrane.
AUGCCGUCCGACUUGAAGCCACAACUGAACCGGGCAGGGUCCCAUCUCCUACACCAACCACUACUCGCCGGCGACAAACCACAACGAUAUGCAUCACCUUCAAGAUCACGCAAUGCUUCGAGGACGCGACAAUCCUCGAGGUUUCGAGAGCGGGAAAGCCAAACAGCGACCAGAGAUGACACGCGAACUCGCUACACAUACGCUGCCAUCUUCCUCGUGAUCAGCUUGAUCACCUUUGCUAUUCAAACCGAGACUGCCGUGUACAUUCAGCACACUCUGAAAUGGAACAAGGCAUAUUGUAUGCUAUACUUCACACAUGGCUCGUGGACAUUUCUAUGGCCUUUUCAACUUUUGAUAUUGCGGAUACAGAAAUGGAAUCAACCAUGGGACGCAUUCUGGCGGCGGCACGUGUCCAUCAUUCGUUCGACUGCACAGAUGAUUGAGCAUCGGACACUCAACGUCCCACCUCAAUUGCAGAAGAAGAGUCCUGUGCCAUAUUUUGUCCGAAUUGUCCCGUUUGUCACCUGUGCACUCACUGUUGCAGGCGGCAGUUGGUACGUGGCCGUGAACAUGACAACUGCGUCCGACCUGACAGCCAUCUACAACUGCUCUGCAUUCUUCGCCUACGCCUUCGCCGUACCGCUGCUCAACGAGAAGCUACAUUUAAGCAAAGUGACCGCCGUUGGCAUUGCCAUCGUUGGCGUGUUGGUCGUCGCCUAUGGCGAUCAAGGGACCGCAAAGCAUGGAAACAAAUCCGGCGGAGGGGCGGGCGGUCCAGACGCACCCGAGGACCAUGAAGCCUCAAAUCGAGUCGCCGGCAAUCUCAUAAUUGGCGUGGGCAGCGUCUUGUACGGAUUUUACGAAGUACUGUACAAGAAGGUGGCUUGCCCGCCCGACGGGUGCUCGCCGGGCCGAGGCAUGCUAUUCGCCAACACGUUCGGCACGCUCAUUGGUCUUUUUACCGUGACGGUCCUUUGGAUUCCAUUGCCAAUCCUACACUACUUGGGCUAUGAGACGUUCGAGCUUCCUAGAGGAGAAGCGGCGUGGAUGCUGGCCAUCUCCGUCUUGGCGAACGCCACUUUUAGCGGGUCAUUCCUCGUCCUCAUCUCACUUACUUCACCCGUCUUGAGUUCCGUGGCUGCACUCUUGACGAUUUUCUUGGUCGCGUUAUGCGAUCAGAUUUUACCUCCCCCUCUCUAUAAUCCGCUCACCGCCGCAGCGGUUGCCGGUGGUAUGUUGAUCAUUUUCGCCUUCGCACUGCUGAGCUGGGCGACGUACAAGGAAGUCGAAGAGGAGAGCAGGCGGAAAAUGGAGGAUGGCGUCGACGAGAGUGAUGCUGAGGAGGUUUAG